This is a messenger RNA of Sclerotinia sclerotiorum 1980 UF-70, 657 nucleotides long. RefSeq lists its product as hypothetical. Gene Ontology annotation, molecular function: oxidoreductase activity, acting on paired donors, with incorporation or reduction of molecular oxygen; heme binding; iron ion binding. Bases 1 to 657 code for a protein of 218 amino acids. The record is from RefSeq and is a predicted model, not a curated record. The transcript is spliced from 3 exons. NCBI's taxonomy places the organism in Eukaryota, Fungi, Ascomycota, Leotiomycetes, Helotiales, Sclerotiniaceae.
AUGUCUGCUGUAUUGAUUGACGACUCUGCAUGGUCUAUAGCUACCACGAUAAAACAUGGAAUUUUUACUUUCUGUGUAGCCUCGAUAUCCAUAAUCACUCUUUAUAUCUUAAUUACUGGCAUUUACAACCUGUACUUCCAUCCUCUAGCUUCCUAUCCAGGACCAAAACUAUGGGCUUUCAGCAACUUCCCAAACAGUAUCGGACGCAUCCAAGGUCUUAUGUGGAUACGACUAAAAGAUGCACACGAUAAGUAUGGACCUAUUGUCCGUUCGGCACCAAAUGAACUCUCAUUUAUCACACCAGAAGUAUGGUCCGAUGUGUACGCAAAGAAGCCCGGUCGUCCAGAGAUGCCCAAGGGGAAUUAUGUUCCUCCUCCUGGGAGAGAAAGUCUUUUCGAUCAUCCAGUGCAUGAAGAACAUCAACGGAUUCGAAAAUCUUUGAGAAAUGGAUUUACUGAGAGAGCGCAGAGGGAUCAAGAGCCACGAGUUAAGCGAUUUAUUGAUGGACUCAUGAAUCAAUUGAAGAAAGUUGCUAAAGCUGGUGAGGUUACCGAUAUUGCUCAAUGGAAUUAUUUAGUCGCCUAUGAUAUUGUAGCCGACUUAGCCUGUGGUGAAAACUUCAAAGGUGUUGAGAAUGGGGAAAGUCAUAAAUGGUGA